UAUAUUUUUCCCUCUUUGAGAGUAGAACAGCUAAACUUGCUUGCUACUUCUGACUCUUAAAUGCUCUGAUAUUCAUAUUUGUACAUCUUAAUACAAGUAACAUAGCAUAACAAAUGCAAACUCUGCAUGUUGUUUAGAUGUUGCAUUGGGAAAGAGGAUGUAAAGCAAUUUUAUCCAUUUUUAGCAGGUAGGCAGGCUUGUGCUUAUCUGUCGGUGGUCUUCUGGCUUAGUAUGGAUUUGACAUCGUCACAACAUAAUCAUCUGAAUAAUGAACAGAGAAGAAAAUUAGAAAGACAAGCAGGGGAAAAAGAAGAAGAACAAAUAGUUACUGAAAUCAUGAGAAGACGUUUUUUUCCUGAUGUUAUAACUUAUAAGGCUUGGGAAGGCUUUCACUUUGCUGGCCAUGAGAUAAGGAUUACAGAAGCCACUGAUUGUUAUGGGGCAGUUGUCUGGCCAUCGGCUCUCGUUUUGUGUUAUUUUUUGGAAACCAAUUCUAAACAGUACAAUUUGGUCGACAAAAAUGUGAUUGAAAUUGGAGCUGGAACUGGAUUGGUCUCUAUAGUAGCCAGUUUACUGGGUGCACUUGUGACUGCCACUGAUUUGCCAGAACUGCUGGGAAACCUUCAGCACAAUGUUCUCCAAAAUACAAAACUGAAAUGCAAGCACCAGCCCUGUGUCAAGGAGUUGUCCUGGGGAAUUGAUCUGGAAAAAAACUUUCCCAGAGCUUCAUAUCACUUUGACUACAUUAUGGCUGCUGAUGUAGUUUACCACCAUCCCUUCCUGGAUGAGCUCCUACUAACUUUUGACCACUUGUGCAAGAAUGAUACUGUCAUUAUGUGGGCUAUGAAGUUUAGGCUGGACAAUGAGAACCAAUUUGUGGACAGAUUUCAGACACUCUUUGAUUUAGAGGUGAUUUCUAAUUUCCCUAGUUUGAACAUAACCCUGUAUAAGGCAAUGAGGAAAGGCAGGAUGAAAGUCAGACCUUCCAAAUUGUCUGUCUGAAAAAGAGAUAUAUGGGGGUGAUCAUUUCAGAUGGUUUGUAGCUAGUUCUCUUUUUAAUAAUUUCUACAUAAGUAGUUGCCUGCAUCUUUACAAAUGGCCUUUUUUAAGCAAGUUAGAACAAAACAUUGGUUUUCCAGUGCAUCCCUAUGGAAUUCCUGAGUUCAAUUUGCUGAAAGUUUUAUACAUGGAAGAAAUGUAUUUCUGAUGUUUUCUUGGCUUUCAUGUGCUAAAUUGACAAAACUAAUAACUUUCAUAAUUCUCAAUAUUCUUUUUAUGGGAUGUGCAAUGAAUAUUUCCUUUCAAAUGCAGUUUUAAACAGUGUCUUAUGAGAUUAACCAAUCUUUCAAAGAUUUACUACAGUCUUACAUUUUGUAUUUAACAGGUGUGAUGUUAAAUCUAUUUUUCUUCAUUCCCACCAUAGCGUUCAAAUCCUUCCUUCAAAUGGCCCUUUACAGGACAUUAACUGAAAGGAAAAAUGGGAGAUAUAGUAUCACAAUAAAGGGAGAGAGACUAUUAGUUACUCCUUGAUUUAGUGAUUGUGUUUUCAUAGAAUCAUAGAAUGGUUUAUGUGGGAAGGGAUCUUUAUGAUCAACUAGUUCCAACCCCCCUGCAAUAGGCAGGGACACUUCCCUCCAGACCAGGUUGCUCAAAGCCCCAUCCAGCCCGGCCUUGAAUGCCUCCAGCAUAGGAGCAUCCACACCCUCUCUGGGCAACCUGUUCCAGUGUCUCACCACCCUCACAGUAGUGAAUUUCUUCCUAAUAUAUAGUCUAAAUCUACCCUCUUCCUGUUUAAAGCCAUUUCUUUCCCUUCCACUUUUUAUUUAGAUUCAGGGAUUCUUCAACAGACAGCUGCACAUGUGAGGCAACAGGGAGUUAAAUAUUUUGUUACUUGAACAAAGGUCUGGAAUAAGAAUAGUACAUCACAUUCACAGGUCCCCAUUGCAAAGACCUUAAAUUUUUGGCUAUGUGCCCAUUCAGAAAUAGACUGGUAUUUGCACCUCAGGGAACAAUGGAAAAACAACAGUGGCAUCAGGAUAAGUAUUCUGCAGCGUCAGCUGGUGGCAGCUGGAGGUAGAAAAUGAAACCUGCUUGUCACAGUGUGGCUGAGACAUGGACAGACUAGACUUUUUGCAAGGGCAAAUGGAGCAUUUUUCUCCUAGCCUCUCCUAGUUAACAUGUGUUCCCAGUUUUAGUGAUCAGAUUAGUGUACUUAAGCACAUAAUUUUUUCCUUUGUUCUUAUUCCCAGCAUAAAAUUUGGUUUUCUGAGAUAAAACUUUCUACCGCUAGACAUGAAGUGGUGCAGACAGCAGAAUCCAAGCUGCCAAGAUUUUCCAGUGGGAUUUGGGGACCCUAAAACUGAAAGGAAGUAGUGGGAGGAUAGGUGAGUAUUUGGCAGGAGGGAUCUGGAUGUAGGAGGGUUGUGGAAAAAAGGUGGAUGUGGUGAAAAGGUGAGAUGAAGAAAGAGAAGAGGUUGCAACAGUGACACUAACUUCAAAAUGUUGGAUCCACUGAUUGAAAGGGGACAUUCUCUGUAACAGCAAUUACUUGCAACCAUCCAAUCCACUGCAAUUGAAACUAAAAUCCUUUCAUCCUAAAAAGCAUCUCUGUUUACAAAUAUUUCACAGAUAAAUGGAUUGGCACUGGAUAAUGAGCAAGACAGCUCUGCUUGCACCAAAAUCCUCCAGUGAAAAUAUCCUGUGAACUACAAAGCAACGCAGGCUAAGGAUGAAAAGAGAGAAUCCAGCAAAGUAGUAAAGUGAGAUCACUUUUAAUACCAAUGAGCCCUUCUAUUUUGUCUGAGGCUGUCCCCCACUGAGCUCCUGCUGAAGUCAACAGGAGCUGUGUUUGUAGAGCAGAUUCAGAAUUGGGCUCUUCAGGCCUGACAGCAUGGUAAUGUUUAGUGUAAUCUAAAACUGCUCCCCUUUCUCACAAGUUGGUCUAAGCAACACUGUGUGAAGUUUCCUGGGAAAGCUCCAGAGCCUAGCUGCUCUAUUGUAUGGAGGCCUUUUGUCCUCUGUUAUGAUAGGCAGGUUAUUAGCCAUGACCAACGGGUGGUGGAGGUUAUAUGUGGCAUUUGCCUGUGGAGUUUAUUUCUGCUCUUUGAGAACAGGUCUCUCAGAUGACUGUCAGAUAUUGCAUUUUCCUAAAGUCGGUUAUAGUUCUAGUAAUCACGUACCCUUUGGUCUAAAACUUCAAACAAAACUCAAGUUGUUAUGCAGAGCACAUGGCAUUGGCAUAAAACUAUGCGUGAAAGAAUUCCACCUAUAUGAACGCUAGAGAGACUGUGUAGUCUUACAGGCUUUUACAUUAUAUUAUGGAAUGUUAUGCUAAUGAUAUUAAUUGAAGAUAUAAGUCAUGCAUUACUUAGGUAAUACAUGACUUAUGUAUGUGUUACUUAUGUAUGUAUGU
Molecule: messenger RNA, 3412 nt
Organism: Lagopus muta (rock ptarmigan)
Lineage: Eukaryota; Metazoa; Chordata; Aves; Galliformes; Phasianidae
Product: protein-lysine methyltransferase METTL21E-like
Exons: 4
Coding region: 127-1002 (291 amino acids)
Biological process (GO): peptidyl-lysine methylation
Cellular component (GO): cytoplasm; cytosol
Molecular function (GO): protein-lysine N-methyltransferase activity
Source: RefSeq, a predicted model, not a curated record